Molecule: messenger RNA, 5632 nt
Organism: Blepharisma stoltei
Lineage: Eukaryota; Ciliophora; Heterotrichea; Heterotrichida; Blepharismidae
Source: the annotation of a GenBank genome assembly
AUGGUGAUAUUGUAUUUACUUAUUGGUUUUGUAGCGGGCCAAUUCACUAUUAUACCGACACUGUAUAGUAAGUAUACUACCCCGGCAAUGGUUGAUUAUUUCUUGAACACUUUAGAUUGUUCUGGAAAUAACACUGCUGGCUGCCACUUGAAUGUGCCUUUCCAAUUCGCAGUCUAUCAAAUCAACGAUUUUUCAGAUUUCGAGGAUAUUUUUACUUCUGACUCUGAUUAUCUGUUCGUAUAUGAUGCUACUUUGUCAAUCAGCAUGAAUACACUAAUUAGCCAAUACGCAAGAAUAUAUGGGUUCAACCACUUUAUUAUUGACAAUGCUCCAGAAAAGCCUCUACCCUACGUCUACUACUCAUAUUACUCUUUAAGCUCUCACGCAAAAGCUGCUCUAGCUGUUGCAAAAGCUUACAGUAUAGAAAAAGCCAUAACUGUUAUCAGCAGUGAAUUUACAAAAAUUGACUUUAAUAUUGAUGAAAAUGUUGAAAUUGUCGACCAAUUCAUGUUAACAGAACUUGCAACUUACGAUUAUGUAUACUGGCUAUUUUCCAAAAAAAUCAAGCCACUAGGCAUUAAAUGCAUAAUCCUAAAAACUAAUACAAGGCUCGCCAAAUUAAUUCAGCUGGCAAUUGUUGAAGCUGACAUGGACAAAAAGUUAAAUUAAGUUAUUAAGUAUCCGGAAAUAAGCGCUUCCAUAGGCGCUAACCAUUUGCCCCGUCUCGGCUUUGGAUUUCCAGCCUGAACCACCUGUCCAGGAGAUUAGCUCACCCUAUAGACAGAGCCCGCUUCUUGCUAGCGCCCCGAUGGUCCCAAUGAGGAAUGUCCGUGUGGUAGGCAAAACCUGUCUAGCCCAUCUGGCAGGGACAGGAAAAAACUUCGGGGUAGAAACAAAACACCCUGCUUCGGAAAGCUUCCCAUUGAGAAACUACUUGAGCCCUAAAGGCACAUUUCGCCACCUCUCACGCCGGUCCACUGCUCCAACAGGUCGGGCAGCCUUGGAGUCCAAUUUCCGUCAACGCACCAUUUUAUUUCUAUUAUGGACAAAAAGGGAUAUACAUUUCUUUAUGUGCAAGAAGCUGCUUGAGGAGCUUACUUAGAUGGAUCCAUUUUAGUAGAGGAAAAAUGGUACCAUAGCACCGAUUUUUUAUCUUUUAUCCAGACACUUCUUAUAUCGGGCUCUCAAAGUUUCUAUGCAGUUCUUUCCAGUAGUAAAAUUCAAGCGUCAUACUCAGCAUAUAUAAUUUAUAAUAGGAUUGCGAAUGGAAGCCAGUCGAGCUUUACGAUCUGAAAUUUCCAAAGUGGAAAAUUAGUAAGGGUUGGAACUAUGAGCAAAAGUCUUCAGAUUUUUGCGCCAAUUAUGUUUCCUGGAGGAACAUAUAGUUUGCCAAGUAAUGAUAAAAUCCAAAUUCCUUUUAGUAUAAGUAGAGAUGAUUCUAAAAAUAGUGGAAGGAAUGCUAUGAAUCAGGAAGGAGCUGAUUUUGCAAUAGAGAUAAUUAAAAAAGAGGGUUUACUGUUGCCAAAUUUUGAUGUUACGGUUAACAAUAUUACCAAUUGUGAUUUCUAUAUAAAUUAUACUGAUACUUGCUUUCUUAACCAUACCGAUGAGUUGGGUUAUUUUCAUAUUCCUCCAAUAGAGUCCUCAAUGACCUUACAAACUAUUGAAGCUUUCCAGGCUCUCAAUAUUUCGACGCCAAUUAUUGGAGUAGAGACUUCAACUCAAACUAGCAAUUCUAAAUACUACCCGCAGUAUGCCAGAGUUUCGUACCCAAACUCCCGCACAGCAUCUGCAUCUGCUCUAAUUUUAAGUGUAUUUGGAAUAUCAAAGUGCUCUUUAUUAUACUCAGACUCAGUUUGAGGGGAAGAUUUCAGCGAGCAAUUCGAAAAUCAAACAGAAUCAUAUGGAAUUAAGAUUCUCAAUAAAAACAGAGUGAUUCCACUUGGAUAUGAUGGAAUUGAUAAGAAAAGCAUUAAAGAAAUUAUAGAGCGUAAAAGCAGAUAUGUCAUCUUAGAAGUCCAGCAGCCCGAUAUUUUUUAUGUUAUAGAGGCAUUUUAUGAUUUAGGGAUGAGAGAAGGCGACAUUUAUUUGAUAGUUGGAGACGGAAUGGUAAGCAUAUCAGAUUUAGAUGAAAAAGAAAUCGGAACUAGUUCUUAUAAUAAAAGAAAAGAAAUUAUGAGUGGGCUGAUUUAUAUCAGCUUUCUAGCUUAUGAAAACCAAGCUGGACUAGACAUUAAAAACAGUUUUAUGUCUAAAUAUGGUCAUAUCCAUGAUUAUAUGUGCCUAUUUUAUGAUGCUGUGCACCUCGGAAUCGAAGCAAUUUCUGCCUUAUUUGAGCGAGGAAUUAAUUUAGACAGCAAUAAAUAAUUAAAAUAUGGCGUGUCUUCCUGGGCAACGCCUCCCGGCUUCGAGGCAUCGAGCACAUAUUUUGAUUAUAUCCGGCAAGGUUUUGCCAUUCUAGAAAUGAGCAGCACUGCUAGGUAAGCAAUUCUGCAGGAGGCAGAGCUAGCCCAAGUUUGAAUUCUGGGAAGGAUUUUACCUCGUGGGGAAUGAAGGCAUGGUAGUUGGAAAGGGGAAGCCCAGUAAAAAGCCUUUUAGGCCUAUCCGGCAACUCUCUAGCGUGAAAUUGGGUGUUAGGUAUGGUCGCGUGCUUAUCCUUUUUGCCGAUAAUCGGCCAAAAAAUCCAUUUUUUGGAUUUUUUUUACAAACAACUUACUUCGCGAAGGCAGUAGCUAAUCCAUAAGCCGUCGAAGCCGAUAGCAUCGCUCCAAGUGCGUCUGGUGUAACGAAUCAAGUUGCCCCAGAGGCUUGUGGACCCGAUGUAUGGAAGAGGGGUGGAAGGCCUGGGCUUGCCAACCCCUUAGUGGACGUUGAGCAUUUAUAAAAUUAAGUUAAGCUAAGUAGACAGCGAUAAAAUACAAAAAAUAGCCAGAGAUGUGAAAUUCACAGGCUGUUCUGGAGUAGUCCGAAUAAGUCAGGAAGGAAACGACAGACUUACAGUAAAUUUGGGCAUUUAUAACUUAAUCCAAGUGAAUUCUACUUGAACUAUGAAUCUUUGCGGCUAUUACGAUCCAAGCCAAUUGAUAGUCCUGCAAAUUAAUCAACAAUUUUCAUGGACUGCUGAUGGAAAUGUUCCAAGCGACAUUAUAGGAGAUGGCCAAGAGUGCCCAUUUAGGAGUAUCCAAGUCCGAUCUUUCACAUACGGGUAUAUAUUGUUGAUGGUCAUAGAAAUGGUCCCCUAUAUUAUUAUAAUUGGAUUUACUGCAAAAUUCUACCAAUCAGUUUUUAAAAAGUUCCCAAAGCUUGUUACUAUAGAAAGAGAAAAUGUAGUGGAUCUUAUCUCUUAUCUUCUUAUGCUGAUUGAAAGCCUCCAGUAUAUGCAAAUAGGGCCAGAUUUUACAGGCUUUUUUCCACAAUGAUCCAAUGUUACUAAACUUGCUGCACUUGAUAUCAGUGGCUGGUUUAAUGAAGGGUACUUUACAUUUUGAAACUUAACUUAACUUUAUUAGAUUAUAGAGAAAUUCGGCUUUUUACGUCAUUGUUUCACUCCACAUCCUUGCUCGCCAGUCUGGUAUCACAGCCUCGGCAAAUUGUAUUGCUCCCUCUGGACAAGGGCUUGCACUUGCUACCAGGAGGUAAAGACGCUGGGUCAACGUGCCAUACGCCAACGAGGUUUUCCUUUUCCGAAAAAUUCAAAAAAUGAAUUUUGUGGUCAGAGUUGUCAUCCAAGAUGAAACUCGUAGCCCGUGGAGUAACUCCCAGCUUCACGCUAGGAAAUGCCCGACUGGCCAAGCGAACGCCCUCUGGACUUUAGGCUAUCCCUUUCCAACUUCUGAGUCCUAUCUCUUUUGGUGUAAAACUUUGCCCUGGAUGCGAGCCUGCGGUCGGCCACCCAAAAUUGCGCUUAGCCAGACCAAGUAAAGUCGGGCCAAAUACACAUCACCGAACGCUGUUCUCCCUUCAACAAGGCCCCUGGAUUCUAUUCGGCUAUAGGUGUUAAGAGGGCAGGUUGGUUCGCCAAACCAUUUUUAUGUAUUUACAUUUUGAAACGAAAUCCAAUUAUUUGAAGGUCUCUCUCUUGGAUGAUUCAUGCUUUUUGUUUUAUCAAGGCUUAGAUUCAACUUUUUAGGCAUUUUAGAGGACUUUAAUUUAUGGGUUUUGCCAAUAGUUGGAGAUGUGCUAUUCUUACCCAUAAAUUUAUAUUUAUUUGAAACUUAUCAAUGCACAAGCUCAAUAGGAGAUAAUUUUAAAGACAGUUUUCAUGACCAUUACUGCUCUACAUUUUGCUGGCAAGAUGAGCACAUAUACUAUGUGAUAAUUUCAUCAAUUGCAAUUUAUUUAUAUACUCCUGCAAGCUUAUAUUACAGAUUCUUUUGGAAAGAUAACCUACCAUUUCAUUUUAAAGAACAAAAGUUUCACUGCAUUUUGAAAACCUUUGUUCAAAUAACCUUGAUUCUAUUAUAUACCAUUGUUCGACCUGCAUCUGAUAAUAUUUUCUUACUCCCCUCCGUUAGUGAACCAAACCAUUUGAAAAAAUCAAUAUUUUUUUUUCCAAAAAAUUUUUAAUAGAAAAUUUUUUUAUAAAAUAUUUUGACAUAUAAGUGAUAAUUAAUAGAAUGAAAUCUCUAUCUAAUUCUGUUUAAUUGUAAACACCUGCAUUUUAAAACACAAAUUUUACAAAUUAAAUUAAUAUUUGCUUUCAAAUUUUGAGAAUUUUGGUUUUUAAAUCCCCUCCUUGGGCAAAAAUAAAUUUUUUGUUCGCUCACUGGGAGGAGUUAGGACUUGGCAUAGGGCUGCUAAUUAUAUAUAUAAUAAUUUCAAUAUUUCGGCAGCCUUUCACUUACGACCGAGCUUCACUAUGGUAUAUCAUUUUUCUGGCUUGCAGUCUUUUGGUUUGGGCUUGCUGUGCAUUAGAAAAGCUUACUCCCCCCCCCCCUCCGUGAGCGAACAAAAAAAUUUUGUUCGCUCACGGAGGGGGGUUAAUUUUUUUUUUUAAAAAAAAUUUAUAUAUAAAUUUUAUAAAAAAAUAUUUUUUUCGAAAUUUAAAAAAAUCCUAAUUUUGCAAAAAUUGGGAAGCAAAUAUUAAUUUAAUUUGCAAAAUUUAUGUUUUAAAACGCAAUUUGUUUAAAAUUAAACAGAAUUAGCUCUAGAUUUCAUUAUACUAAUUAUCACUUAUAUAUCAAAAUUUUUUUCCAUUAAAAUUUUUUCUAUUAAAAAAAAUUUUUGUUCACUCACGGAGGGUGGGUUUUUGGUCAAAAAAUGGCGAUUUUUCUAAUGGUUUUGUUCGCUCACGGAGGGGGGGGGGGGAGUUAGUAAAAUUGCAGCAUUAGUCACACUUGUAGUGGGAUGGAUACUAUUCGGAGUUGUGGGAGCUAUUUAUCAAAAAUUGUUUCUUCCUUCACUUUUGGAGUCAGAAAAAGGCCAAGGUAUUCAUACACUAUUCAGAUUUCAAUUGUUUGCUAUGAGCCCUGAAGAUGCAGGAAUUGUUAAAACUGUGAAAUAUGAGUACGCUAGGAAUAUGAGCCAAAGCAAUGAUGUAAGGAAUAAAUAUAUAUACAAUUCAGCAGAUAGUAACGCAUUGGAUGAGGAAAACUUGAAAUCCAGUUUACAGUUUUAUGAUAUAGCAGUUUAG